UCAAGCAAUCUCUAGAAAUAUGACUAAAUAUAAUGUAGGAGAUAAAGUUUAUGUUAAGGAAACUCAAAUUAGCGAUAAAGCUCAGAAUAAAUUUAACGGUCCGUAUGAAAUUCUUGAAGUAUUUGAAACUUCAGCCACUGUCAAAAAUUUAACUACCGAACAAAUUUCAAAAUUCAAUUUUGACAAGUUUAAACCUUAUUACGAUUAGAUUAAAUUUCUUUCAGGAUCUUGGGACUGAUCUCUACAGUCGCACCCCAAUUCCUCAUUACUCCAGUAAAUAAUACAGUAGGCAUCUUCUACCAUGAAGAAAGUAAUUUAAGAAUAUCCAACAACAAAUGGACGCUGCUAGUCUAUAAGGAACUAGAACCUCUGCGAGAAGCCAUACGACAUAAUAAUAAAAUACUUUCCUCUCUCACAGAAAUGUUAGACGAUUCUUCUCCUCGUAUGACAGCCUUCAAAACAAAUUGCAGUGCAUUUAUUGGAAGCUCCAGAGUACGAGCUAAAUACUUUGUCGAAGAAUAUAAGAACGUGACCUACAAGAGCCACGCCGUGGAGAUUCCAUAUGAUUGCUGUUCUCACAUUCCAGAGAAGUUUCAACCCCCAGAGUUGAAACCCCUGAAGCUAAGUAAGAUCGACACCGACGACCUUAACGUGGCCCAACACAAGCUGCACGAAUAUUCGGAAAAAUUAGAAAACCUACUUCAUCAACCAACCCUUCAGAAACAUUCUCACUGGCUGACAAUUAUUUCGAUUAUUUUAAUGAUUGUUUUAGUACUUUGCUAUUUCGUUUGCAAGUGCCGGAGAAAGAAACCGACAACACUCAGCAUCGCCGAUGGUAACGAUCCCCAACAACCUCCGAAGCCAAGUCGAAGACCCCUGCUCCCGAUGCAACUCAAAUCACUAACUCCGAAAAGACGGACUAGCAUCCACCCAGAAGUAACUACCCGAGAAGCUACGCUUUAAUUAGUCUACGAAAAGCUGCAGCUAGGCUCCACCUUUUCACUUAAUGGGGGAGCUGUUAUAUCCGGAAAUCCUAUUGUCCAUAUGGGUUAAAUGCCACCGACCUGCAA
Molecule: messenger RNA, 1070 nt
Organism: Cylas formicarius (sweet potato weevil)
Lineage: Eukaryota; Metazoa; Arthropoda; Insecta; Coleoptera; Brentidae
Exons: 2
Coding region: 421-963 (180 amino acids)
Source: RefSeq, a predicted model, not a curated record